Messenger RNA from Oncorhynchus kisutch (coho salmon), 1693 nucleotides. Its product is annotated as V-set and immunoglobulin domain-containing protein 10-like 2. Gene Ontology annotation, biological process: homophilic cell-cell adhesion. The coding region runs from base 1 to 1302 and encodes 433 amino acids. The transcript is spliced from 10 exons. The record is from RefSeq and is a predicted model, not a curated record. NCBI's taxonomy places the organism in Eukaryota, Metazoa, Chordata, Actinopteri, Salmoniformes, Salmonidae. Gene Ontology annotation, molecular function: protein binding. Gene Ontology annotation, cellular component: plasma membrane.
AUGAACCAGUACCUGCUGCUGUCCUGCUCCUGGGAAGGUGGGUCUCCCAGGGCUGUGGUGUGGUGGGAGGUGCCUAAAGAAGAGGGGAGGGGCCAAGAAGUGGAGACUUCCAAGAUCCUGGUACUUCGUUCUAACUCCACCCAGAAUGGGCAGGCCUACACCUGUUAUGCCAAACACCCUCUGGACACACACACCAGGACCUGCAGCCUCAAACUGGAGGCUCCAGUCUUGUUGACCCAGCGUAGUGUGGUAUCUGUGUUCGAGGGCAGUGACGUUCAGCUCACCUGUAUCCUUCAAUCCAACUAUCCCCCGGCCAAUCAGAUUGUCUGGUUCAACAACCACAGACAGGAAGUCGUACAGGAAGUCCAGGAAGCUCUGGCCAAAACCAGGAAGUAUGUACUGCGUCGCGCGGCUGCGUGGACCAACCUAACGGUCUUAGAGACGGAUGGAACAACAGACAGCGGCCAAUACUGGUGCUCCGCUAGCAACGCCGUGGGUGGGACCGAGAUCCCUGUUACGCUAUUGGUCAAGAGAUACCCCAUGCCUCCCAAUGUGACCCUGGUAAGGCUGGUUUACAGCAGUCGGCAGCGCAGAGAGGUAGAGCUGGAGUGGCAGAUGGAGGGAGAGGGAGAAGGAGGAGAGGGAAGAGGGCUGACUGGGUUCAUACUUGACCACAGACUAGAGGAGGCACCAGGGCAAAGGAGAGAAGAGGAGGAAAAAGAGAAGGACAGAGAGGAGGCUGGUACAGAUCCUGCUGACCAAGAGGAGCAGCGACAGGAAAAAAGGAGUAGUUUCUCUCCAUGGAAACAGGUGGCAGUAUUGGAAGCCAGGGAGAGGGUCCACACGCUGGGCAACAUGACCCCAACAGAUACCUACCAGAUACGCAUCACAGCUGUCAAUCACAGAACCCUCGGACACCCCUCCCCCCCAGAAACACCAGCGGACCCUCCCUUCAGUGCGUACCCUGCUGUGAUUGGAGCAGCCAUCGGAGGGAUGCUUAUCGCUGCCAUAGCAACCGUUCUGCUUUUCAUGUACAUCAUCCGCAACCGCAACAACAACCCCCGACUCCAUGACAUGCUGUUUGGAAUGCAGCACAGCCGGUCCAGGGAGAACAUCAACCUCCCUGAUGAUGAGGUGAUGGGAGGAGUUGAUGGAGAGGGAGGAGCUACAGAACAUUGCCCCUCCCCUAGCCCAGGUCCGUCCAUGUCAUCUCCUAGGGCUGCCUCCCCCGUCUCCCCUCCUCUAACUGCUGAGGACAACGAACCCGUGAACGUCACCAUCACUGUCAUGGCAACAGGCUGAAGAUUUCACACAUCCAUACAUGCUGCGUUCAUAACCAGUGGGAAACUCGGCAAAUACAAUUUGUAUUAAAAGUACAGCUAUCAUGCUCAAAAACAUUAUACCAUACUAAUAGAUCAUUUUUCGUGAAUAAUCCUUUGCUGUUGCAUUUAACUUCCAAAAAUGCUGUUAUCAAGGUAAUUUCCUUAGUAUGUGAUGUCAGAGUUCAGCAUGUGGGAGAAGUCGAAGCUCAGAGAUGAUAGACGAGUUUCCCACUAGUAAUUACCAGUUGGAAGGGCGUGCAAGUGUAUUUUUCCAAUGCUGGUAUGCUGGUAUUUACAAAUAUAGGAGAUGGUGUGAAUGCAGCCUAAGCACUUGUCUAUUCUGCCUUCCAGGUUGAAAUAAAGUACAGUUC